Molecule: messenger RNA, 392 nt
Organism: Nycticebus coucang (slow loris)
Lineage: Eukaryota; Metazoa; Chordata; Mammalia; Primates; Lorisidae
Product: ubiquitin-fold modifier 1-like
Exons: 2
Coding region: 1-324 (107 amino acids)
Biological process (GO): protein K69-linked ufmylation
Cellular component (GO): nucleus; cytoplasm
Source: RefSeq, a predicted model, not a curated record
AUGCCAGUGCUCAAAAAUACAGAUUUAUUGAAAUUGGCGCGGGUUUUCCAUCCGACCAGCCUUAUCGUGUCAAAGGUUUCCUUCAAGAUCAUGCUGACGUUGGACCCGCGGCUGCCGUACAAAGUACUUAGUGUUCCUGAAAGUACACCUUUUAUAGCAGUCUUAAAAUUUGCAGCAGAAGAAUUUAAAGUUCCUGCUCCAACAAGUGCAAUUAUUACCAACGAUGGAAUAGGAAUAAAUCCUGCACAGACUGCUGGAAAUGUUUUCCUAAAACACGGUUCAGAACUACGAAUUAUUCCUAGAGAUUGUGUUGGAAAUUGUUAAUACCUACUACUUGGAACAUAUGAUUUCCUUUCAGAAUAAAUAUUGAUAUUGAGGGGAAAAAAAAGAUA